Messenger RNA from Clarias gariepinus (North African catfish), 1053 nucleotides. Its product is annotated as large proline-rich protein bag6-B-like. The transcript has 4 exons. The record is from RefSeq and is a predicted model, not a curated record. Lineage: Eukaryota; Metazoa; Chordata; Actinopteri; Siluriformes; Clariidae. Bases 68 to 643 code for a protein of 191 amino acids.
GACUUUGGAGAAAUCUGGGGGAAAGAAUGCGACUACAAUCUCAUCUUCAGUCACGUACGGUUUCACCAUGGACAUCACCAACCAAAUCUACAACAAUUCUCUACUCAACCACGAUUCUCCCGAUUAUAAGUUAUUGUUCACACGAGUUAACGGCAUUCUCUACUCCAUCUAUGGCUGUAACACUUGUACCACACACACAAUUUAUCAUGGAGUAUCAGCGAUGACCUUCAGCAAUGAAACUGGAACCGUGCUUGUCAAGGCUAUGCUCACGUUUCAGUCAAACCAAAUCAACGCUGAAAUAAUCAAAAACCUGUUUAACAAAGCAAGCGCUGGCAAUGAAAUAAAUGGAAUUAAAAUCAACCCUAAAUUCACACAAACCUCAUCAGGAUCAACUACCAACACAACAACCACUCUUCCCACAACUACUACCACUAGAGCCACCACUCGUCCAACCACUACAACCACCACUCGUCCUAUUCCUCCUCAUCGUCCUCCACCUCCUCCACAUCGUCCUCCUCCUCCUCCACCAGCACACCACAAUGCUGCCGCUUCCUUUUUUUAUCAAGGUCCUAUAACUCUGACUUCAUUUCUUUGCCUCAGUGUUUCAUUUUGCUUCUUUUUCCUCCCCAGCUAUUCAUUUUAAUUUUGUAAACCUGGUUUGUCAUAACAACCUGGUAUAGUGUGUCACUUAAAAAAUAUUAUAUGUAAUAUUUGUCCCACCACUCAUCCCACCACUUAUCCCACAAGUCUUCCUCCUGCUUUACCCCCCAUCCCACCAGUCUUCAUACCAUUCCAACCUUCACUCAUCCCACCUUUACCUCUAUCACCACCACUCAUACCAUUUCUGUAACAAUGACUCAUCACUACAAAUUCUGCUUUACUAACUGAUUCUGCCUACAAAAAUAAUAACAUAGUAUAGAUAUUGGUUUCCUAAAACUAAAAUGGAAAAAAAAAAUCAUUUGUUAUGGCAGUUUGAAAAGUAAAUAAAUAUUGGUGUAGUAUGAUUUAAAAACGUUGGUGUUUUCUUAGAUAUUGUUGUUGUUUUUUUUCUUU